This is a messenger RNA of Calliphora vicina (urban bluebottle blowfly), 704 nucleotides long. RefSeq names its product RNA-binding motif protein, X-linked 2. The record is from RefSeq and is a predicted model, not a curated record. Bases 127 to 609 code for a protein of 160 amino acids. NCBI's taxonomy places the organism in Eukaryota, Metazoa, Arthropoda, Insecta, Diptera, Calliphoridae. Gene Ontology annotation, cellular component: U2 snRNP; catalytic step 2 spliceosome; precatalytic spliceosome. Gene Ontology annotation, biological process: mRNA splicing, via spliceosome. The transcript is spliced from 3 exons. Gene Ontology annotation, molecular function: RNA binding.
UAAGACAACAACAUAAAAGAUAAAUAUUAGCAGCAUUUAUUUAUUUAUUUAUUUAUUUUAUUUAACAUAAAUAAAUAAGACCAGAACAUAAAAGCCUCCAAUGCCACUUAAGACAAAUUAUUUAGAAUGAAUCCUUUAACUAAUAUGAAAAAUGUACUAAAACUCAGUGAACAUGACUUAAAGGGUACAAAUGGAAAGGGAUCGUGGCACGAUAUGUAUAAAGAUUCGGCAUGGAUCUUUGUUGGCGGUUUUCCAUAUACCUUGACUGAAGGUGAUAUAGUUUGUGUAUUUUCUCAGUACGGAGAAAUUGUGAAUAUAAAUUUAAUACGCGACAAAGAUUCUGGGAAAUCGAAGGGAUUCUGCUUUAUUUGCUACGAAGAUCAACGUUCGACAAUUUUAGCAGUGGACAAUCUAAAUGGUAUAAAGAUUUUAGAACGUACCCUUCGAGUUGAUCAUGUUGCUGAUUACAAACCGCCCAAAGAAAACAAGAAAAUGGAUGCAGAGACUUUACAACUAUAUAUGGAAGGUUGUGCUCCUAAACCGCACUUAAUAGAUAUGAAAACCCCAAAUGAUAAAAAAACAAGUUCAAAAUCUGCACGCCAAAAAUAAUAUGUAUUAGCCAAAUACUAAAUAGCUAUCAACAUUAGUUUUAGGUUAAAUGAAUAAUAAAGCGAUUUUUAAUUUUAUCAUUUUUUAUCACUUAA